Molecule: messenger RNA, 424 nt
Organism: Rattus rattus (black rat)
Lineage: Eukaryota; Metazoa; Chordata; Mammalia; Rodentia; Muridae
Product: dynein heavy chain 17, axonemal-like
Exons: 2
Coding region: 75-359 (94 amino acids)
Source: RefSeq, a predicted model, not a curated record
GGUUUAAAUGAAAUCAUUGGCCCCCGCUUACUUCUCUCAAUUUUAUUUUCCCAUUAGGAAAGAAGACGACUCAGAUGGAUGUGCGGGAGGAAAUGCACCAGGAAAUCCCAAGCAGGGCGCAAUCAGUCACCAUUAAUGCUCGGAAGGAUGAAAGCUACUUGAAGAAAUACAGCCACUUAUGGACGGACGGUAAAAUUGAAUUCAUGAAGCAGUGCCUUCUCCAUGGGCGAUUUCUCAGAGCUGAAGCCCCAGAAUUGCACGCUGGCUGUGAGUGUCAGGCUUCCCCUCCGCAGUUAGCACACUUUAAAGAACAGGUCUUGGAACUCAUAACCUUCUUGACUCAGCCUUCUAAGUGCUGAAAUUAGAGAUGUGUGCCACCGGUCCCAGAUAAAACGUCGUUCAAAAACUUUUAAGCGGGCUGGAG